AUGAAAGAUGUCAAUCUAGCUCUCAUUUCUAAGCUUGGCUGGAAGCUCCAAUCCAACUCUGACUCAUUGUGGGUGUCCCAACUCAAAGUUUCUAACCUCAUCAAUCCUAAUGCUACUUGGAAAAUCCCUCUUCUUCUUUCUCUUUUUACCUUACAUACUGUUAGGGAAAUUCAGAAAAUCUUCAUUAAUCCUACUCCUAUAUCUGAUUUGUUAUGGAACCCCUCUUCCUCUGGCCAUUUCUCCUCCAAGUCUGCAUAUAGAUUGAUCAUCAGCCCUAGAGUCUCCUCAUUCUCCUCUCCUUUGGUUUCAAAUACUUGGAAGCUUUUGUGGAAACUAAAGAUAAAUGCUAGGCUCAAACUCUUUCUUUGGAAAAUAGCAUGGGAUAUCAUCCCUUCAAAGGCUAGACUCAAAGCAAUUUUUCCUAUCUCCUCUGCAGAUUCCCUCUGCCCUCUCUGUAAAACUGAAGAGGAUUCUCUCCUUCAUUUGUUUUUUAGAUGCAGUUUUGCUAGAAUAGCUUGGAGAUCUUCUUUCUGGCCUCUUGAUUCUCUAGCCUUGUCUUCUCUAAAUCUUUCUAGCUGGAUUAAAGGUAUCAUCUUUCCUCAUUUUACUUUUGGCAUCCCUCAAUCCGAAUCACAUCUCUUUCAAAUUUAUGCUGCUGUUCUUUGUGAUCUUUUAUGGUUUAGUAGAAACAAAGCAAUUCAUGAAGGCAUUGUUCCAGACAUCUCAAAGUUAACUGCUUCCAUCAAAAAGACCUCUUUAGCUCAUGCUGCAGCCUGGCACUCCUCUUCUGCUAAAGUGGUUGAAGUCUGGUCUCCCCCUCAGGAAGGUCAUCUCAAGAUCAAUUUUGAUACAGCAAUCAGAGAUCAUUUUUCAGCCCAAGCAGCAGUUUGCAGAGACCACAAAGGGAUCAUCAUCAAAGCUAUUUCCCAGAUCAAUCCCCCCUGCUCUCCAAACUUUGGUGACGCUCAGGCUGCUCUCCUUGCUGCCUCCUUGGCAGUGUCUUUAAAUCUUAAGAAUUUCACCAUUGAAGGGGACUCUCUUAUUGUAAUUUCAGCACUUCAAUUCCCAGCUAUCAUUCGUGAUUGGAGUAUUGAAAAAAUUAUUUUAGAUUCCUUAUCUCUUCUCCCUCCUUCUUCUAAGUGGGAGGCAAAGAAGAUUAACAGAAGUGCAAACUUCUGCGCCCAUCAUGUGGCAUAUUGGGCCGCGGCAAGAGUUCACUCGGGCUGCAUUCCCAUUUUUUCUCCUUUUUCUCCUCCCCCCGCUGCUUGUAGUGGUUUAGAACCACCCUCUGUUUUCUUUCCCCCUUGA
Messenger RNA from Corylus avellana, 1308 nucleotides. The record is from RefSeq and is a predicted model, not a curated record. NCBI's taxonomy places the organism in Eukaryota, Viridiplantae, Streptophyta, Magnoliopsida, Fagales, Betulaceae.